AUGGCCCCGCGACGGCAGGGCGCCACCGGCGAACGCGAGGCGGAGGAUGCUCAGGGCUGCUGUGUCCCCGGCGAGUGCCUUCGCCCCCGCGAGCCCGUACGCGUUGAGGACGCCGUUCGCGUGCUUUGUAAUAAUGACACGUGCGCCGUCGGCCGGUACAUGCACCGAGAAUGCUUCGAGCAAUGGGAGGCCGGCGUGCUCGCUUAUCUCAAAUCCUGCGGCCGGGCGCGUUCAUGGUCAGAGCGGCAGCGUCACCAGAAUCUUUGGACUAAGAAAGGCUAUGAUUUAGCAUUUAAGGCAUGCGGAUGCCGGUGUGGUCGAGGACACUUAAAGAAAGACUUAGAUUGGGCUCCGCCUGGUUCGGUUAUCAGAGCAGAUGAAGAGAAGAAGCGGCGAAGGCGAGCACGGUCAGGACGAACACCAGCGGCUGUCGAUGUACGAUCGAGAGCAUUCAGUCUCUCAAGCUCGGGCUCUUGUUCACCACCGUCCGCUUCUUCGGAGCCUUCGGCUAGUCCCACACACGUUGUACCACAUGCGAUUACUUCUGCAAAGAGAAACUCGAAAUCAGAAAUUGUUUCCGACAGAAUCAGAGCCGGUGCUGGUGCGAAUGGCAUAUUCUCGAGGCGACUGGAUUUUUCCACAUUCAACCUUUUGCCGAAGCACAAAGUCAACUCAUAUCAGAUUAAGAUUGAGGAUGAAGGCAACCACGGUAACGACGACACACGCCUGUUUAUCCUGUCGACCCUGGCGGGCCAGCAUAAACCGAGGGUAUCGUGUGCAUUAUGCAAAGAGACGUUGGACGUAUUCGACCGUUACCCGCUGGUCGAUGGCACCUUCUUUCUCAGUCCGCGCCAACACACCAGCAGCGCUGUUGAGGUGAAAGUGGAGGGUCGGACACAAUACCUGACGUGUGUCUGCAUGGGAUGCCUCGAGCGGUGCGAUCCAGAGCGCACGAUCCGCUGCAGGUUCUGCGGGCAGAAGUGGGAUGGUUCUUCCCUCGUGCUUGGCACUAUGUACUCCUACGAUAUAUUUAUGGCAACACCUUGCUGCGCUGAGCGAUUGAAGUGCAACAACUGUUACAAACCGCUCCUGCACCCGCAUCAACGUCUCAACUACUCGGACUACUCGCACCCGGUCACGUGCCCGCACUGCCGCGUGCUCGACGCGCACUUCGUGAAGCCACUCGGCUACUGCUUCACAAAACGGGCGUUCCCGCUGUUCCAGCAGUGGCCAUAA
This is a messenger RNA of Parnassius mnemosyne (clouded apollo), 1236 nucleotides long. NCBI's taxonomy places the organism in Eukaryota, Metazoa, Arthropoda, Insecta, Lepidoptera, Papilionidae. The record is from the annotation of a GenBank genome assembly.